AUGACUCAUCUUCUGCCAGCUGACAGAAGGAUGGAUGGAGGGAAGAAGGGAGGAGAUGGACAGAGCUCCAGGGAAACAGCCUUCACUUACUCCAUCAGCGCGGCCGGCGUUGUCAACGCCAUCAGCCGGGCCUGCCGUGAGGGCGAGCUCUCCACCUGCGGCUGCAGCCGUUCUGCUCGACCCCGUGACCUGCCACGCGAUUGGCUGUGGGGCGGUUGCGGCGACAACGUACAUUAUGGCUACCGAUUUGCCCGGGAGUUUGUGGACGCCAGGGAGAGAGAGAAGAAUUACCCGCGUGGUUCUGCUGAGCACGCCCGAACACUGAUGAACCUGCAGAAUAAUGAAGCUGGGAGACAGGCAGUCUAUAACCUCGCAAAUGUUGCCUGUAAGUGUCACGGCGUCUCAGGUUCCUGCAGUCUGAAGACCUGUUGGCUCCAGCUGGCCGACUUCAGACGUGUUGGAGAGUUCCUGAAGGAGAAAUAUGACAGCGCGGCCGCCAUGCGCAUUGGACGCAAGGGCAAGCUGGAGCUGGUAGACAAGCGCUUCAACACCCCGACCCCGGAGGACCUGGUCUACAUUGACCCCAGCCCCGACUACUGUCUCCGCAACGAGACCACGGGCUCGCUGGGCACGCAGGGCCGCCUCUGCAACAAAACCUCGGAGGGCAUGGACGGCUGCGAGCUCAUGUGCUGCGGCAGAGGCUACGACCAGUUCAAGAUCUACAAGCACGAGCGCUGCCACUGCAAGUUCCACUGGUGCUGCUACGUCAAGUGCAAACGCUGCUCGACGCUCGUGGACCAAUUUGUGUGCAAAUAGCACGCUGACAGAUGACAGACGGUUGGAAGGGGAUGAAAAAGGAGGCGAGGAAAAGAAGAUAAAGAGGGAGGAGGUGACGGGAUGAUGGGGGGUGAAGGAUAGAAUUAAUUUUCAGGGUUUUGUUCAGGCUACGCUAAGACACACAAGUUCCAUUUUCUGACCAGUUUCAUCUCCACUCCAUUUAUAUCUUUUAUCUAUUUAUAUCGCCUGCCUUUUCACGAGCAAAAGCUGCAUAACACCUAUGUGGACGGUUUUUUGCACAAUGAUGGAUAGAUAGAUAGGUAAGAAGAACAAAUGGAUGCAAGUAGGAAUGUGAUUUCUUUCUUGCUUUUUGGACAACUCUGACUUUUAUUUUUCUCACCACUCCAUCAUCACUUUCUGCUGUCCUGUAUAAUUAUCCUGAUCACAACCCUGAAGGAAGGAGGGAUGUAAAGAAGGAAAGACAAACAAAAUGGAUGAACAAAGAAGGACAUCAAGGAUAAACGGACCUAGGAAGUGGAACAACUGGAUCCUAAAAAGGGGCCACAUACGACUAGUGUGAUGUGUGUGAUAACAAAGUUAUACGAGAUGAAAUAAAUAUAUAAUUAAAUAAUAAAUAAACAUACAACUCUGAUUGUUAUUUAAAGAGACUCAAACAAACCUAAGGCCCAGUUUGGACCCAUUAAACUCUGUUCAUGUGUUCGGGAAUCAUUACAAUCAUCAUGGAAUUUGAAGCCAUGUGAGUGCUGAACGGUGUCGCCGUGUCUCUUUCAAAGAACGUUUGACCGUUAAUCCUGCUAGAGCUGCGCUGACGUUGCUCCACACACUGUACAGAGAACACCAGAAAUGCAGAAAAGUCCAGACUGAAACAGGCAGAUGAGAGCGGGUAGGAGAGGAAUCACUUUUUGGCGGAGCAAAACGGAAAGAGGGUGAUUGGAGGGGAUAGAGAAAGAAGGACAAAGUUAAAUGAACUGAGGACUCAUUUUGCAACAAAAUGCAGGACACACUUUCACAAGCCACACAGCUGAUUGGGAAACUCAAGCACGGGAAUUUCCAGCAGUAGAUUUCUUAUUAGAAAAUGUAUUAAAGUUCAAUAAAAACACUUAAUCUUCAAGUCAAAAAGGACUAAUGGCUUACAGGACAUGCUCCAUCCAUUUGUCCCAGUGUAACUAUUGCAUAUUUCCAGCACCUGUGAGCUGACAAGCAGGUUAAUGAGGCUCGCCGGUUGCGGCCAUCUUGACAACCGUGGCUGUUUAAACAAGCGGCUCCUGGUCCAUGACCUUCAUCUGACAGUAAAGUGAGCAGAACCUCCAUUAGUGAGAUUAAUGUGCUGUAUCUGCCUUAAUGAACCCGCACUAAGAGACACGUUCACUGUGAGUGGACCUUUAUCUCGUGUUGUUAUGCAACUUGUCAAGUCAACAAAAAGCUCUGUGGUGUCCAUGAUGGUGUUUGUGCAGUUUUGCCACCAAUUUAACAUUUUAUAAUGCUGUUAUACCAUGAAUUUUGCAGUUUGUAUGAGUUGGGUUGAGAAUAUUCUAUGUAAUCCGAUCGAUAGACCCAAACAUGAGUGGACAGAAGAGGACUGAACAUGCUGUGGAAAAAUGAAUGUGUGAGCGUGGAAAAACAGAGGACUGCAAUUUAUUAUGUUCUACUUUAAAAAGAAGUAGUAGAUAAGAAAAGAAGGUAUAUUUUAUUAUUGUUUUUCAUUUUCUAUUUUCUAUGUUUUAUACGUGAGUAUUAUUGUGUAUUCUUUUGAUAAACUAGUCUUCGACAAUGAGGCUUUGUUCUGUUUUUGAGUCAGCUGCAGUUCUUUGGGAGAAGUCUGAUUCCAGGCAACACUUUUCACUCUGUUCCCCACAAACUGGAGAACUAAAGGCCUCCAGUUUAGUUCAAUGAUGCUGCGAUUUCUGAAUACGGAAGUAAUGCAGCAAAUGACCUGGUGCCAUUCACAACAACGAUGCCAAAAUUAUAAAUCAGAACAUCCACAAUGAAUAUAAAAGUAAAUUAUGUUGGCACAAAUUAAAGAAAUAGACUAAUAUGAUAAGUCAUUCUAGACUGAAGCACGUAUGACCAUUUUUUCUUUCACUAAUUAUUGCAAGUCAUUUGUAAUGUAGAGUAUUUUUCUUCUGACGUGAAUAGUAAACGUCUGUAGAAGUGACAGUGAUGCAGAAUUGGCUUUUAUAAUCACCGCUCAGCUGAGUUUAGUAAAUGGCUCAUUAUUUCAUCGUUUUCAAGGAAAUUUGUGACACUGUCACACCAAAACUCCGUAGUAAUGAAAUUCUUGUUGAAGACAUUAAACCUGUGAAGCUAAAGCUUUGAGCUGGA
Messenger RNA from Micropterus dolomieu (smallmouth bass), 3120 nucleotides. RefSeq names its product protein Wnt-5b. Gene Ontology annotation, molecular function: cytokine activity; frizzled binding. Gene Ontology annotation, cellular component: extracellular region. The record is from RefSeq and is a predicted model, not a curated record. NCBI's taxonomy places the organism in Eukaryota, Metazoa, Chordata, Actinopteri, Centrarchiformes, Centrarchidae. Bases 1 to 816 code for a protein of 271 amino acids. The transcript is spliced from 4 exons. Gene Ontology annotation, biological process: cell fate commitment; multicellular organism development; neuron differentiation.